Messenger RNA from Polychytrium aggregatum, 685 nucleotides. RefSeq lists its product as uncharacterized. The transcript has 5 exons. Gene Ontology annotation, cellular component: cytosol. NCBI's taxonomy places the organism in Eukaryota, Fungi, Chytridiomycota, Chytridiomycetes, Polychytriales. The record is from RefSeq and is a predicted model, not a curated record. The coding region runs from base 41 to 625 and encodes 194 amino acids. Gene Ontology annotation, molecular function: hydrolase activity, hydrolyzing N-glycosyl compounds. Gene Ontology annotation, biological process: cytokinin biosynthetic process.
GCCCUUCUGCCCGUUGGCAAUCCAAACAUCCAGCGCCACCAUGAACAACAUUUGCGUCUUUUGCGGCUCUUCCGACGGGGUCUCGCCCGUCUACACCGAGAGUGCUCGGCAGCUCGGCAACGAGCUCGUCCGCCGCAACAUUGGCCUGGUCUAUGGCGCCGGUCACCUUGGAUUGAUGGGCACGAUCGCCAAGACGGUUGCCAACCAGGGAGGCAAAGUCCUUGGGAUCAUCCCCACAGCUCUCUCGCGAUUCGGCAAUGGGCUGAACAUGAUCGGCGAAACGAUCGAGGUCAAGGACAUGCACUCGCGCAAGAAGCUGAUGGCCGAUCGGUCCGAUGCCUUUAUCGCGCUCCCGGGAGGAUACGGCACAUUCGAAGAGCUGCUGGAGACCAUUACCUGGUCCCAGCUCAACAUCCACUCCAAGCCCAUCGGCAUCCUCAACACCAACGGCUUCUAUACGCACCUGAUUGCCAUGAUCGACCACGCAGUCGCAGAGGGCUUCAUUCGUCCCCAGCAACGCAGCCUGGUGAUUGUGCACGAAGACCCAGUCAAGCUGCUCGAUGCCCUUGCUUCGUACACCAAGACCCAAGUCAGCGACUUUAAGCUGGACUGGUCCAGCGCUUGAAGGAUCCUGUCGGAACGCCCAUGAUAGAACAUGACAUGAUGCAGACCAGAGCAGACCACA